CAGAUCAUCAUCCCUAGUCUGUUUUGUUUUGUUUGUGAGUGAACUUUAAAGCUGGUAGUUGUGUCUUGUUUUUAUUUUUAUAAUUUAAAUAUUACGUUCCUAACAUGAGUAAAACGAAGUUAAAUUUAAUAGCAGCAGCCUGCGAAAAUUUAGGUAUUGGCAUAAAUGGAGAUCUACCUUGGAGACUCAAGAAAGAAAUGGCAUACUUCUCUUCAAUGACAAGCAAAGUGAGAGACCCAGCGAAGAAGAAUGCAGUUGUCAUGGGUCGGCGUACCUGGGAUUGUAUCCCGUCGAAGUUCCUUCCACUUCCAAAUAGAGUGAACAUUGUGCUUACCAGGCAUGUGGAUGACGUUAAGUCUAAGGUUCCCGAAGGAGUAAUAGUAGUGUCUGGAUUGGAUGAGGCGAUAUCACAUAUCGAAGGCCGUGAGGACAUAGAAUCUACAUGGGUUAUUGGAGGAUCCUCAAUUUAUAAGGCGGCACUGGAGCAUAAAAACUGCGGUAAAAUCUACCUGACAGAGAUCCAGAAGAAUUUUGAAUGUGACACAUUCUUCCCCAAAUUUGAUAAAAAGCAAUUUGUGUUGGUCACCGAAGAUGGUGUGCCGGAAGAACAGCAAGUUGAAGGCGACAUCAGUUAUUACUUUAGGAUUUAUAAGAAACUUUAAUGUCUUACAUUACAUUACAGCGCGGGCGGAGCCGCAGGAAAAGCUAUUUUAUCACAAGUUUCGCCUACUGAGAGAAUUAAGGAAAAGUACCUGGGUGACCGAGCGGUGCUCGGUGGGCGUCAGAAAAUCCAUUAAAUAUUAAAAACAAAAUAAAACUAUCCGUUGCUGAGGAUCGAUCCUG
Amyelois transitella is the source of this 843-nucleotide messenger RNA. RefSeq names its product dihydrofolate reductase (gene Dhfr). Gene Ontology annotation, biological process: dihydrofolate metabolic process; glycine biosynthetic process; folic acid metabolic process. The transcript is spliced from 4 exons. Gene Ontology annotation, cellular component: mitochondrion. The record is from RefSeq and is a predicted model, not a curated record. Lineage: Eukaryota; Metazoa; Arthropoda; Insecta; Lepidoptera; Pyralidae. Gene Ontology annotation, molecular function: NADP binding; dihydrofolate reductase activity. The coding region runs from base 105 to 662 and encodes 185 amino acids.